CUGCUCCACAACCGCCAAGUCUGACUGACCAGGGAUGCGCCAAGCUGGAAGAAUGCUGCGUUCUGCUGCUAGGGACCCACGGCCCGAGCACCUAGAGUGACAGAACGAAUCAAAAAUUGCCAUGAAGGUCCUCGCAUCCAGGCCGUGAGACAUCAGGCUGAGCCGAUUCCCGCCGAGCCAGUAUAUGCGGCAUGCUUCAGCUUCAGUUCAAAAAAGCGCGAGUCCAAGACCCCGAUGAACCAAGAAAUUCAAUGAAAUCCUCGAAUGACGUCGCUGCUAGCCCGGCACAUGAGAGUUUCCUGGCGGCCACCCUGAACAUAUUCAAUUCAUUUCGUCAUUUUCUGAUAUAUCCCUCAUUGUAGGGCUGGGCCCAGGCCACGGCUCGGCGGACCGCCGUUUAUCGCGCCACCAAGUUCAUGUGAUCCUCUCGCGUUGCGUAAUGUUUUGAUAUGCGAACGCGCUUCUUUAAAGGUGGGUGCCCCACGGGGCCGACAUUUAGGACUCUCACGUCUUUUUUACCUGGGGUACCUCUCGGAGGAGCCGAUCUAACGACGACGAACGAAGCUUGACGGGCAGACACGAACUCACGAAAAUGCCGCUUGCGCCGAAAGUAUAUACCUGGCUAUGCGGGCUGUUCGCGUCACUGGGGAGUAUCAUCUUUGGCUAUGACUUGGGUGUCAUCGCCGGUGUGACACCAGCCUCCGACUUCAUAGCCCACAUGGGGCCCCUAUGGCUGACCAACAGCAACAUCCAAGGCCUCGUCGUGUCCAUCCUCGUCCUCGGCUGUCUCCUCGGGAUGGUCCCCGUCGCCUGGGUCGCCGACAAAUUCGGUCGCCGCCACACCAUCCAGCUCGGCGCGCUGAUCUACAUGCUCGGCGGCGCGCUGCAGACCGGCGCGCGCAACCUCGGGAUGAUGCUCGCGGGGCGGUUCUUCGCGGGUGUCGGGAUCGGCAUCAUGUCGGAUCUGGCGCCGCUGUACCAGGCGGAGAUUGCGCACCCGAGUAUCCGGGGCCGGUUGACCACGCUGCAGCAGUUCAUGCUCGGCAUCGGUGCGUUCACCGCGUCGUGGGUGACCUACGGCUGUUCGGCUGGGUUGAAGGGCCAUGCCGCUGAAUGGCGGCUUCCUUUGGGUCUUCAGAUCAUCCCUGCCAUCCCUCUGUUCAGUUUCAUCCUGCUCCUCCCCGAAUCUCCUCGCUGGCUCGCCGAAAAGGGCCGCAUGGACGAAGCGCGAGCAACGCUCGCACGUCUGCACGCACGCGGCGACCUCGACGAUGCAUUCGUGCUUGCCCAGAUGAAGGACAUCGAGGCCGACAUCCAUCGCAAUCGCGAGAUGGGGGAGGCGUCCUGGAGCGAACUGUUCACCAACGGGAGCAAUUUCCGGCGUCUGGCGCUGGGCUAUAUCCUGCAGUUCUCCGUGCAGAUGACGGGUGUCAGCGCGAUCCAGUACUACUCCACGACGAUCUUCAAGACCAUGGGCUUUUCUUCGACACGGAUCCUGCUGUUCCAGUCGAUCAACUCUAUUAUCGCGCUGAUCGGCGAGGCUGCCUGCGUGCUUUGGAUUGACCACGUCGGCCGACGAGGGCCCUUGAUCGUCGGCAACGUCGCAUCGGGCUUGUCUUUCGUCGUCGGGUCCAUCCUCAUGGCCCGAUGGCCCGGCACUGUGAACAACAAUGCCGCUCACUAUAUCUUCAUUUUGACGACCUGGGUAUUCAACUUCUUCUUCAGCGCCUGUAUCGGCCCGCUUUCCUGGGCGUACCCAGCCGAGAUCUACUCGACUCGAACACGCGCCAAGGCCACUGCCAUCACCAGCUCUGCGUCGUGGAUUUCCAACUUUAUGAUCGCCCAGGUGACUUCACCGGCGUUCCAGAGUAUUGGAUGGAAAUAUUAUCUCGUCUUUGCGAUCUGCGGACACACCAACGCUCUGUUCGUUUGGGCCUUCUACCCAGAGACGACCGGCCGUCGUCUAGAAGAAAUGGACACCCUCUUCGCUGACGCGCCCCUGUUCGUGCCAGGCACGCCAUACGUCAAGCGCGGCGACCGACACGCUGCGGAACGCGAGCUGCGCGACGGGACGUUCCGGCCCGGGGACCUCACUGAGCGCGCCGUGCCGCAGGACUACGAGGCUAAGCCGAGUGUCGAGAAGGUCAGCGACGAGCGGAUCGAUUGAGCUCCCUUGUGUAUGCUUGGUGAUGCCAUUUCUUUCACCGGUCACGAUAUCAUGCUGUAUAUUAGCUGUACUUGUUGUCUCUAGUCUCAUUCUGUCAUGUCAGCCGCACUGAAUCUUGGUGAAGCGAUUCAUUAGUCAACCUGAGGUAGUGGAAGCCUUGGCCCAGCUCCUGAGUGUAGAAUUUGACAUCGUUCUGGAUCCAUUUUCUCUGCAGUUCUUGACGAAUAGACAUAUUG
Molecule: messenger RNA, 2403 nt
Organism: Mycena citricolor
Lineage: Eukaryota; Fungi; Basidiomycota; Agaricomycetes; Agaricales; Mycenaceae
Source: the annotation of a GenBank genome assembly